This is a messenger RNA of Galeopterus variegatus (Sunda flying lemur), 5631 nucleotides long. It is a transcript of the gene COL12A1, whose product is annotated as collagen, type XII, alpha 1. The record is from RefSeq and is a predicted model, not a curated record. Gene Ontology annotation, molecular function: protein binding. The annotation marks the transcript as partial. Lineage: Eukaryota; Metazoa; Chordata; Mammalia; Dermoptera; Cynocephalidae. The transcript has 33 exons.
CCGAGCGCCAGCUUCUCCGACGCCGGGAAGCCCCUGUCGCCGCCGCUACCUCUGUCACCGCCACCUCAGAUCCCUUCAUGAGGCUGUGAACUUGGAGGCCGAGCAUGCGGACCAGGCUUCCCCCAGCGCUCGCCGCCCUGGGCGCGGCCCUGCUCCUGUCUUCUAUUGAGGCAGAAGUUGACCCACCUUCAGACUUGAAUUUUAAAAUUAUAGAUGAAAAUACUGUUCAUAUGUCAUGGGCAAGACCAGUUGAUCCAAUUGUGGGUUACAGAAUAACAGUGGACCCUACAACAGAUGGGCCAACUAAAGAAUUUACCCUUGCAGCUAGUACCACUGAAACUUUAUUAUCAGACCUUAUACCUGAAGUAGAGUAUGUGGUGACAAUAACUUCAUAUGAUGAAGUAGAAGAAAGUGUUCCAGUUAUAGGCCAACUAACAAUUCAAACAGGUGGUCCGACAAAGCCAGGGGAAAAGAAGCCUGGAAAAACAGAGAUACAAAAAUGCUCUGUCAGUGCCUGGACUGAUUUAGUUUUCCUUGUGGAUGGCUCGUGGAGUGUGGGAAGAAAUAAUUUCAAGUACAUUUUAGACUUUAUUGCUGCUCUUGUGUCUGCUUUUGAUAUUGGGGAAGAGAAGACAAGAGUUGGAGUUAUUCAGUACAGCUCUGAUACCAGGACUGAAUUUAACUUAAAUCAGUACUACCAAAGGGAUGAGCUUCUUGCUGCAAUUAAAAAAAUCCCGUAUAAAGGUGGCAACACAAUGACAGGGGAUGCCAUUGAUUACUUAGUUAAAAAUACUUUUACGGAAUCUGCUGGAGCAAGAGUUGGUUUUCCUAAAGUGGCAAUUAUUAUUACGGAUGGCAAAUCUCAGGACGAAGUGGAAAUUCCAGCAAGAGAGCUUCGAAAUGUUGGGGUUGAAGUUUUCUCUUUGGGCAUUAAAGCUGCAGAUGCAAAAGAGCUCAAACUAAUUGCCUCUACACCUUCACUAAACCAUGUUUUCAAUGUGGCCAACUUCGAUGCAAUUGUGGAUAUUCAGAAUGAGAUCAUCUCCCAGGUGUGCUCAGGUGUUGAUGAACAACUCGGUGAAUUGGUUAGUGGAGAAGAAGUUGUUGAGCCUCCUUCAAAUUUGAUAGCCACGGAAAUCUCAUCAAAAUACAUUAAGCUAAGCUGGAGUCCAUCUCCUAGCCCAGUGACUGGCUAUAAAGUCCUCCUCACACCAAUGACCAUAGGAAGCCGACACCAUGCUCUGAGUGUGGGGCCUCAGACGACCACACUCAGUAUUCGUGACCUCUCAGCGGACACAGAAUAUCAGAUCAGUGUUUCUGCCAUGAAGGGAGUGACAUCCAGUGAACCUGUUUCAAUAAUGGAGAAGACUCAACCAAUGAAAGUUCAAGUGGAAUGCUCACGUGGAGUGGAUAUAAAAGCCGAUAUUGUGUUUUUGGUUGAUGGUUCCUAUAGCAUUGGGAUUGCAAACUUUGUUAAAGUUAGAGCCUUUUUGGAAGUUCUUGUAAAAAGUUUUGACAUCUCACCAAAUAGGGUUCAGAUAAGUCUUGUCCAGUACAGCCGGGAUCCUCAUACUGAAUUCUCUUUGAAAAAAUUCACCAAAGUUGAAGAUAUACUUGAAGCAAUAAACACCUUCCCCUACAGAGGAGGAUCUACCAACACUGGCAAAGCAAUGACGUAUGUCAGAGAGAAAAUAUUUGUGCCUGGCAAGGGUUCAAGAAGCAAUGUACCAAAGGUCAUGAUUCUUAUUACUGAUGGAAAAUCAUCAGAUGCUUUCAGAGAUCCUGCUAUAAAACUAAGGAAUUCAGAUGUUGAAAUCUUUGCAGUUGGUGUAAAGGAUGCGGUUCGCUCAGAAUUAGAAGCUAUUGCCUCUCCUCCUGCUGAGACCCAUGUGUUCACAGUGGAAGAUUUUGAUGCUUUUCAGAGGAUAUCUUUUGAACUUACCCAGUCUAUCUGCCUUAGAAUUGAGCAAGAAUUGGCAGCUAUAAAGAAGAAAGCUUAUGUGCCUCCAAGGAAUCUUAGUUUUUCUGAGGUGACUUCUUACAGUUUCAAAGCCAACUGGUCUCCUGCUGGAGAAAAUGUUUUUUCAUAUCACAUCACUUACAAGGAAGCUGCUGGGGAUGAAGAGGUCACAGUGGUGGAGCCAGCAUCAAGCACCAGUGUUGUUCUCAGCAGCCUGAAGCCAGAGACCCUCUACUUGGUCAAUGUGACUGCAGAGUACGAGGACGGUUUCAGCAUUCCCUUAGCUGGAGAAGAGGCCACCGAAGAAGUUAGAGGGAAUCCAAGAGACUUAAGAGUUUCUGACCCUACAACAUCAACUAUGAAAUUAUCUUGGAGUGGGGCUCCGGGAAAAGUGAAACAGUAUCUCGUCACGUACACCCCAGUGGCAGGAGGGGAAACUCAAGAGAUCACUGUGAGUGGAGAUACAACCAAUAUCGUGCUGAGGGGAUUAAAGGAAGGGACACAAUAUGCCUUGUCUGUGUCAGCCUUGUAUGCAUCUGGGGCUGGAGAUGCCCUUCUUGGAGAAGGAACAACGCUUGAAGAACGUGGUUCACCUCGAGAUUUAGUUACUAAAGACAUCACUGACACGUCAAUUGGGGCUUAUUGGACAUCUGCUCCAGGAAUGGUUCGUGGUUACAGGGUCUCAUGGAAAUCGCUUUAUGAUGACAUUGAGGCUGGAGAGAAAAAUCUUCCAGGAGAUGCAAUUUAUACUAUGAUAGAAAAUCUGCAGCCAGAGACCAAAUACAAAAUUUCAGUAUUUGCAGCUUACAGCAGUGGGGAAGGAGAACCUGUGACCGGAGAAGCCACAACUGAAUUAUCUCAAGAUUCUAAAAUCUUGAAAGUGGAUGAAGAAACAGAAAGCACAAUGAGAGUUACGUGGAAACCAGCACCGGGAAAAGUCGUCAACUACCGAGUUGUAUAUCGCCCCCGUGGUGGAGGGAGACAAAUGGUUGCUAAAGUGCCGCCCACAGUCACUUCCACAGUAUUAAAGCGACUUCAGCCACAGACCACAUAUAACAUCACAGUUCUCCCAAUUUACAAGACAGGAGAAGGAAAGCUUAGGCAAGGAUCAGGAACAACAGCUUCUCGAUUUAAGUCACCCAGAAACCUCAAAACAUCUGACCCAACCAUGUCAAGCUUUCGAGUGACGUGGGAACCUGCCCCGGGGGAAGUGAAAGGUUAUAAAGUCACAUUUCACCCUACAGAGGAUGAUGGAAGACUGGGGGAGUUAGUGGUGGGACCGUAUGACAACACAGUUGUUUUGGAGGAACUUAGGGCAGGUACCACCUAUAAAGUGAAUGUUUUUGGAAUGUUUGAUGGAGGAGAAAGUUCACCACUGGUUGGGCAAGAAAUGACAACCCUUUCUGACACAACUGUAAUGCCAAUUUUAUCUUCUGGGAUGGAGUGUCUCACCAGAGCUGAAGCGGACAUUGUGUUGCUGGUGGAUGGAUCAUGGAGCAUUGGCCGGGCAAAUUUUAGAACUGUGAGGAGUUUCAUUUCUCGUAUUGUGGAAGUCUUUGAGAUUGGCCCCAAAAGAGUACAGAUUGCCCUUGCUCAGUAUAGCGGGGACCCCAGAACAGAGUGGCAGUUAAAUGCUCACAGAGACAAGAAGAGCUUGCUGCAAGCUGUGGCAAACUUACCAUACAAAGGAGGCAACACUCUCACAGGCAUGGCUUUGAAUUUCAUUCGCCAACAGAGCUUCAAGACCCAAGCUGGCAUGAGGCCUCGAGCUCGAAAAAUUGGUGUCCUCAUUACUGAUGGAAAAUCACAAGAUGAUGUUGAGGCACCUUCAAAGAAACUCAAAGAUGAAGGCGUGGAGCUGUUUGCUGUCGGUAUUAAAAAUGCUGAUGAGGUCGAGUUAAAGAUGAUUGCAACUGAUCCUGACGAUAUCCAUGCAUACAAUGUGGCAGAUUUUGAGUCACUCUCCAGGAUUGUGGAUGAUCUCACCACUAACUUGUGUAACAGUGUCAAAGGUCCAGGUGACUUGGAAGCACCUUCUAACUUAGUUAUUUCUGAGCGAACUCAUCGUUCUUUUAGAGUGAGGUGGACACCUCCUUCUGACAGUGUGGAUAGAUAUAAGGUGGAAUACUACCCGGUGUCGGGAGGAAAACGUCAAGAAUUUUAUGUGAGUCGACUGGAAACUAGCACAGUGCUGAAAGAUCUGAUGCCUGAAACUGAGUAUGUUGUUAAUGUGUAUUCUGUGGUAGAAGAUGAAUAUAGUGAGCCUCUGAAGGGCACAGAAAAAACCUUGCCAGUCCCUGUAGUCAGUCUCAACAUUUAUGAUGUUGGCCCUACCGCCAUGCACGUGCAGUGGCAGCCAGUGGGAGGAGCUACCGGCUACAACUUGUCAUAUGAACCUGUUAAGGGCACAGAAUCCACAAAACCCAAAGAGAUGCGUGUGGGGCCAACUGUGAAUGAUAUGCAGCUGACUGACCUCCUGCCCAACACUGAGUAUGCCAUCACGGUCCAGGCUGCCCUGCACGACCUCACUAGUGAACCUGUCACGGCUCGGGAAUUUACCUUGCCUCUACCCAGACCUGAAGAUCUGAAACUCAGAGAUGUGACUCACAGCACCAUGAACGUCUUUUGGGAACCUGUGCCUGGAAAAGUGCGUAAAUAUAUUGUUCGAUACAAAACACCGGAAGAGGAUGUGAAAGAGGUAGAGGUGGACAGAUCACGAGCCAGUACCUCCCUCAGAGACCUCUCCUCACAAACCCUAUACACAGUCAGCGUUUCUGCAGUAUAUGAUGAAGGGGAAUCUCCUCCGGUGUCUGCUCAGGAAACUACACGACCUGUGCCAGCCCCAACAAACCUAAGGAUUACUGAAGUAACACCAGAGAGUUUCAGAGGAACUUGGGAUCAUGGAGCUUCAGAUGUAUCUCUCUACAGAAUAACCUGGGCACCUUUUGGAAGCUCAGAUAAGAUGGAGACCAUAUUAAAUGGAGAUGAAAAUACUUUGGCAUUUGAAAACCUGAACCCCAACACUCUCUAUGAAGUUUCCGUUACUGCCAUCUAUCCUGAUGAAUCAGAAAGUGAUGACCUGACUGGCAGUGAGCGCACAUUGCGUUUGAUACCCUUAACAACCCAAGCUCCAAAAAGUGGCCCACGAAACCUCCAAGUGUACAAUGCAACAUCUAACAGCUUGACUGUUAAGUGGGAUCCUGCUAGUGGUCGUGUGCAGAAAUACAGAAUCACCUAUCAGCCUUCAGCAGGGGAAGGCAAUGAACAAAUGACCACAAUAGGAGGACGGCAGAACAGUGUGGUCCUGCAGAAACUGAAGCCUGACACUCCUUACACAAUCACUGUAUCCUCCCUGUAUCCUGAUGGUGAAGGAGGGCGGAUGACGGGAAGAGGCAAGACCAAACCUCUGAAUACUGUGAAGAACCUGAGAGUGUAUGACCCUUCUACAAGCACUUUGAAUGUUCGCUGGGACCAUGCAGAGGGAAAUCCUCGCCAGUACAAGCUUUUCUAUGCACCAACAGCUAGUGGUCCAGAGGAACUGGUACCGAUCCCUGGGAAUACCAAUUAUGCCAUUCUUAGGAAUCUGCAGCCAGAUACCCCAUACACGGUUACAGUAGUUCCCGUUUAUACUGAAGGUGAUGGGGGACGCACAUCAGAUACUGGAAGGACAU